Molecule: messenger RNA, 1062 nt
Organism: Orycteropus afer afer
Lineage: Eukaryota; Metazoa; Chordata; Mammalia; Tubulidentata; Orycteropodidae
Gene: MTNR1A
Product: melatonin receptor 1A
Exons: 2
Coding region: 1-1062 (353 amino acids)
Biological process (GO): G protein-coupled receptor signaling pathway
Cellular component (GO): membrane
Molecular function (GO): melatonin receptor activity
Source: RefSeq, a predicted model, not a curated record
AUGCAGGGCAAUGGCAGCACGCUACUCAACGCUUCUCAGCCGGCGCCCGGCGGCGGGGAGGGCGCGCGGCCGCGGCCCUCGUGGCUGGCCUCCACGCUCGCUUUCAUCCUCAUCUUCACCAUUGUGGUGGACAUCCUGGGCAACCUCCUGGUCAUUCUGUCUGUGUAUCGGAACAAGAAGCUGAGGAACACAGGAAAUAUAUUUGUGGUAAGCCUAGCAGUGGCAGACCUGGUGGUUGCUGUUUAUCCAUACCCCUUGGUGCUGACAUCGAUAUUUAACAAUGGAUGGAACCUGGGAUAUCUACACUGCCAAAUCAGCGGUUUCCUGAUGGGCUUGAGUGUCAUUGGAUCGAUAUUUAAUAUCACUGGGAUUGCCAUUAACCGCUACUGCUACAUCUGCCACAGAUUCAAGUAUGACAAGUUGUACAGUAACAAGAAUUCCCUGUGCUAUGUAUUCCUGAUAUGGAUGUUGACACUGGUGGCAAUCAUGCCUAACUUGCAUACUGGGACACUCCAGUAUGACUCAAGGAUCUAUUCCUGUACAUUUGCACAGUCUGUCAGUUCAGCGUACACAAUAGCUGUGGUUGUUUUCCAUUUCAUAGUCCCUAUGAUCAUUGUCAUCUUCUGUUACCUGAGAAUAUGGAUCCUGGUGCUUCAGGUCAGACGAAGGGUGAAACCCAACAACAAACCCAAACUGAAACCACAAGACUUCAGGAAUUUUGUCACCAUGUUUGUGGUUUUUGUACUUUUUGCCAUUUGCUGGGCUCCUCUAAACUUUAUUGGUCUUGUGGUAGCCUCAGACCCUGCCAGCAUGGUACCCAGAAUCCCAGAGUGGCUAUUUGUAGCCAGUUACUAUAUGGCGUAUUUCAACAGCUGCCUCAAUGCAAUUAUAUAUGGUUUACUGAACCAAAAUUUCAGGAAGGAAUACAGAAGAAUUAUAGUCUCACUGUGCACAGCUAAGAUGUUCUCUGUGGAUAGCUCUAAUGAUGUAGCAGACAGGAUUAAAUGCAAGCCAUCUCCAUUAGUGACCAACAAUAACCCAGUAAAGGUGGACUCAGUUUAA